Messenger RNA from Penicillium antarcticum, 2601 nucleotides. RefSeq names its product putative GARP complex subunit Vps53. The record is from RefSeq and is a predicted model, not a curated record. Bases 1 to 2601 code for a protein of 866 amino acids. Gene Ontology annotation, cellular component: GARP complex. Lineage: Eukaryota; Fungi; Ascomycota; Eurotiomycetes; Eurotiales; Aspergillaceae. Gene Ontology annotation, biological process: retrograde transport, endosome to Golgi. The transcript has 3 exons.
AUGACUGCGAUUACUGCCCCAACGACCGGCCAUAUGCCGCCAGAUGAGGAACACCUCGAUGCCUUGGAUGCAGUGGACUACGAUCCAAUUGAACACUUGAACGCUGUUUUCUCCCAUCCUUCCACCCUCUCCUCCGUCUCUCAAAUCUCCGACGCCCUGCACCAAUGCGAAGAUGAACUCGACGAUGACAUCGGCACCCUCGUGGAGGAGCAGGUCACCUCCAAUGCCGACAGUGUGGAACGGAUACAGGCAGCCAAGGCUGAUCUGUCGGAGCUAUUCAAGAAAAUUGACGACGUCCGGGAACGCGCAUUGAAGACCGAGCAGGCCAUCACCGAUAUGACGGCGGAUAUCAAGCAGCUGGACAAUGCGAAGAAGAACCUGACACUUUCGAUGACGGCGCUGAAGCGAUUGCAAAUGUUGACUACAGCAUACGAUCAGCUUCAGGCUCUCAGCCGGACGCGACAAUACGGGGAUUGUGCACAGCUACUCCAGGCCGUGAUCCAGUUAAUGGCCCACUUCAAGUCAUACCGCUCCAUUGACCAGAUCGCCAUGCUGAGUCGGAAUGUGGCAGAUAUACAACGUGACCUCCAAGAGCAGGUCUGUGAGGACUUUGAGAUUGCCUUUGCAAAGGGCGAAGUAGGCCCCAAGCGGGCGAUGCUCGCGGAGGCCUGUCUGGUCGCAGAUGCCCUGGGUGAUCAUGCACGGUCUCGUCUGGUGACUUGGUACUGCAAUACACAGCUCCGCGAGUACAGGCAGGUCUUCCGGAAUAAUGAAGAAGCUGGAUCAUUAGAUAACAUCUCCCGCCGGUAUUCGUGGUUCCGUCGCAUAUUAAAGAUUUAUGAUGAGGAGAAUGCGGCCAUCUUCCCGGCUUCGUGGCGGGUCAAUGAGAUUCUGGCCAAUGUCUUUUGUGAAGGCACACGGGAUGACUUCAAGGGUAUCUUGUCUCGGUCUGUGCGCAGUGGACAGAAUUUUGAUGUCAAUUUGCUGCUUUCGUGUUUGCAAGAGACACUCGAUUUUGAGCAUUCUCUUGAGCGCCGCUUUGCCCCCGCAUCGCGUGCAUCUACUGACACUUUCACUUCUACUGAGCCGCCAGUAUUUAGCCAGUCUAUCUCCGAGGCAUUCGAGCCGUACCUAAGUGUCUGGGUUGAGGCCCAGGAUAAACAGCUCGCGGCGUUGCUACCCAAGUACCGUCAACAGCCCCUUAAAGUUCCAGAUGAAGAGUUCAACUCUCACAUUGUCAUAUCAUCCUCGACCGAACUUUUCGCAUUCUACAGGCAUGCAUUGCAACAGUGUGCCAAGCUCUCAACUGGAGGCAGUCUGGUGGAGCUGGCAAAGGUAUUUGCGAAAUAUCUGGAUCAAUAUGCCCAGCAAGUUCUUCUCAACUAUAUAAGUGAGCGACCAACAGGGCACACGCCUUCUCGAGUGCCUACGAUAGAAGAGCUGGUUUCAGUCUUGAACACCGCCGAUUACUGCUACACAACCUGCAAUCAGCUGGAAGAGAAGAUCAGGGGCAGGCUGGACGAGAACCUGAAGCAAUCUGUGGAUUUGCAAAGCCAAGCGGAUUCCUUUAUGGGCAUUGCAUCUGCUGCUGUACGGGGUCUGGUGCGACAAGUCGAAGUCGAGCUUGAGCCCUCCUGGCGAGAGAUGCGUAAUACGCCGUGGGCCAAGAUUGAGGCUGUCAGCGACCAGAGCUCGUAUGUGGGCGAAAUGCUUUCUCACACGAAAGAUAAAGCAUCAGAGAUCCUCCAGCUGUUGCACAAGCAGCAAUAUGCGCGUGCCUUCUCUGAUCAUUUGGUGGAGCUCAUGACGACUCAGUUCAUCAGUAAUGUUUUCCAAUGCAAGCCUGUAUCGGAAACUGGUGCUGAACAGAUGCUUCUCGACUCCUAUACCCUCAAGAGCGGCCUUUCAUCUCUUCUCCCCGCCCCCGCUCCAACCGGCUUCGUCAAGCGCGUAAACACAAGCUUCUUCAAGAUUGAAACCCUCCUCAAAACCCUCCAGGUCCGCCCAUCACCACCAGAAGCUCUAGUCCAAGCAUACCUAAUCCACAUCGCGGACCGAAACAACAACAAUUUCCGCAAGAUUCUCGACCUAAAAGGCAUCCGCAGCCGCCAAGAACAAAAUCACCUCGUGGAACUAUUCCAGCUCCACCGCGCCUCAGAUCGCUACGCCUCAAGCCUCCAGUCAAACAAUCCCAUCCUCGCCGCCCUCCAAGGCCCCACAGCCACGGGGACGACCUCCGUAUCUCAAGGCCUAGGACUCGGCAGCGCCAGCUCAGCCAUGCCAUCUCGCUUCGAUGCCUCAAUGCUCGGUUCAGCAAUCAUCUCCGCAGCAAAGGAUGGGGUCGACCGUUUCGGAAACCCAAGUCUCACGACCCUCGGCGCUGGAGGAGGCCCCGCCUCUGGAUCGGGCAUCACAAGUCCAUCGGGGACAUCAUCUCCUGCUCCGUCUGGGUCCAUGCUUCAGCCUAAUAAUGUGCAGACCUCGGAAGGGACGGCGGGAGGUAAUCUCAAUGAGAACUUGAAGAAUAUUGGGAAAUUCUUCCGUCGGGAUCUGGGUGGAUUUGGUGGGAGGUUCGGUCGGAGUACUGAAGAUGGAGCUUAG